Seriola dumerili (greater amberjack) is the source of this 1752-nucleotide messenger RNA. Its product is annotated as wiskott-Aldrich syndrome protein family member 3-like. Bases 79 to 1752 code for a protein of 557 amino acids. The record is from RefSeq and is a predicted model, not a curated record. The transcript is spliced from 11 exons. Gene Ontology annotation, molecular function: Arp2/3 complex binding; protein kinase A regulatory subunit binding; actin binding. NCBI's taxonomy places the organism in Eukaryota, Metazoa, Chordata, Actinopteri, Carangiformes, Carangidae. Gene Ontology annotation, cellular component: cytoskeleton. Gene Ontology annotation, biological process: actin cytoskeleton organization; positive regulation of Arp2/3 complex-mediated actin nucleation.
AGCGGAAAGAGAGCCAUUCCGAUAAACGAGCGAAGAAGAAGAAGCAGGAGAAGAAGGUGAGGCCAGGCGUAGACCAGCAUGCCGUUGGUGAAGAGAAACAUCGAGCCCAGGCACCUGUGCCGUGGGGCGCUGCCAGAUGGGGUGACCAGUGAGUUGGAGUGUGUCACCAACAGCACCCUGGCAGCCAUCAUCAAACAACUGGGCAGUCUGAGUCGCCAUGCAGAGGACAUCUUCGGAGAACUGUUCAAUGAAGCCAACAGCUUCUACCUGAGGAUGAGCAGCCUGCAGGAGAGAGUGGACCAGCUGGCUGUGAAAGUCACCCAGCUCGACUCCACUGUGGAGGAAGUCUCCCUGCAGGACAUCAACAUGAGGAAGGCCUUUAAGAGCAGCACCAUCCAGGACCAGCAGGUGGUGUCGCGGACCUCUGUCCCCAACCCUGUGGUGGAGAUGUACCAUCGCUGCGAUAAACCUCCACCACUUAACAUCCUCAGCCCAUAUAGGGACGACAAGAAGGACGCGCUGAAGUUCUACACCGACCCGUCUUACUUCUUCAACCUGUGGAAGGAGAAGAUGCUGCAGGCCACCGAGGACAAGCGCAAGGAGAAGAGGCGGCAGAAGGGCUGUCCGGCCCACCCUGACAGGCCCCACUCCAGACAGGCCCCACCCAGGAGCCCCCUGUCCAUCUCUGAGCAGCAGAGGCAGGUGGAGGACCCGGGCAGAGAGGUGAAGAAGGUGCGUAAGGCUCGUAACCGCCGUCAGGAGUGGAACGUCCUCGCCUACGACAAAGAGUUCAGACCAGACGCAAGGCUCACGCCAUCCCCUUACCACGGCAUGUCCUCUGAAGGCUCCCUGUCCCCUGAUAGCAGAUCAAUGGCGUCUGACUCCUACCCAGCAAGUCCCAACCACCCCUCAACCCAGGCCCCCAGCGCCGCCCACCCCACUGACCACCACGCCAGGGAUCACCUCAGCGCCGCAGCCCAGACUCAGUCACUGGAUCGGGGCCUCAGGCCAGCCAACCAGCCCCCAGGGGCCGGAGCGGCCGCGGGGACAGGGAGACACGUGGCCUCCUUGGGCAGGACCCCCUCUGGACACGGGAUCCAGCCUGGCGGAGAUCCAACGGUUAACGGGCCGAGGCAGCCGUCUGUUAAGGAUUACCGGGCAGGUCACGCUGGCCAGCCCUCCACCAUCCCAGAGUACUAUAUCCCACCUGCCCCUCCCCCACCUCCUCCGACCAUCCCCUCUGCCCAGACGGCGUUCGACUCAACCACAGUCCCGCCCUCCGCCGCUGCCGCCGCCGCCUCCGCCGUGCCCCCCGCCUCCUCUGCCCUCGCCCGUCCCUACUCCCCCUCCCCUCCUCCUCCCCCGGCCAACUACGUGCCAUCUCCCUCCCACCCGCCUUCGGGCGCGCCACCCGCCGCCCCUCCACCUCCUCCGCCUGGAGCCCCUGCUGGCCACCCGGCCCACCCAUCCCCACCACAUGCUGCUGUGGGCCAGUCGGCUGCGGAUGCGGCGCCCCAGACGAGGAAGUCCACCAUGCUGGGGAUGAUCCCGAUGAGCGAUGCCCGCUCCGACCUGUUGGCCGCCAUACGUAGAGGUAUCCAGCUGAGGAAGGUGCAGGAGCAGAGGGAGCAGGAGGCCAAGAGGGAGCCUGUGGGCAACGACGUGGCCACCAUCCUAUCGCGCCGCAUCGCCGUGGAGUACAGCGAGUCCGACGACGACUCCGAGCUCGAUGAGAAUGAGUGGUCUGACUAA